AUGCAUAAAUCCCAGACGCAUUCAUCCGGUGCAACAGCUUCUCAACUUCACAGCAUCAUGUCGAAUACGACUCUAGAGUGGUUUGGGAACACGACAUUUCGGCUUCGUGCUGCCGAUAUCACUGUCUUUCUAGACACCUGGCUUGACCGACCAUCCGUACUGCCAAAGUACUUAGCGAUCAGUGAUGUGACUGAGGCGGAUUACAUCUUCAUCUCCCACGCGCACUUCGAUCAUCUUCCUGGAGCCGAUCGCAUCGCUAUUCAAACAGGCGCCAUUGUUGUUGCUAAUUGUGAAGCAAUUAACCUUCUUCGACUAGCCGGUGUACCUGAGGAACAACUUCUACCAGUAUCUGGUGGCGAGCGUAUACCACUCUUCACACGUACCAUAAGAGAGCAAGCCAAGCGCGGUGAAGUCUCCGUUGCUGCAGCGCUCCCAGAUCAACCUAGGAUGCCCCACCACUCUCUUGCAUCGUUUUCUGUGCAUGUAUGGCCAUCGCUACACGCGUUCCUGCCGAAGCCUCACCCUGACGUGAUGGAUACCAAGACUGUCUACACGGGCGGUACCACUCCUUAUGCCUGCACUUUGGACAUUACCCAUGGUAUGAAAUAUGGCCUUCUGCAGUUACAUAAGCUCGUCCCUGAGGAGCAAAUGAACAACGGAAUGCGUUCGUUUCUCAACUACGUCAACGAUCGGAAGACAAACGUUUUAUCGCACUGUGACGGAGGCCAGCUGAUGUUCAACUUCAUCAUCAAUGGCAGCGGCCUGCUCUGGAAUGCUCAUUUAGGAGCUUAUGAGGGCAUUCUUUCGAGAAUAGAGCCAAAACCAAAAAUUGCAAUACUCGGCAUCGCGGGACGAGCAAACCAUGAUGGGCGGCCGUUCGACGGAUCUGCUGCACAAUUUGCCGUGAAGCAAAUUCACUGGCUUAACCAACCAGAAACUGUAAUCUGGUGUAUGCACGACGAAAGUUGUAUCGCGCCCUACAGGGUUGACAUUGAGGGAGCUGUGAAUAGUGUUGAACAAGAGACCACCUCGAGUGUAUUGUCUCUGAUACCGGGACGACAAACCAACUUGAAUAUAUAG
Molecule: messenger RNA, 1080 nt
Organism: Ascochyta rabiei
Lineage: Eukaryota; Fungi; Ascomycota; Dothideomycetes; Pleosporales; Didymellaceae
Exons: 3
Coding region: 1-1080 (359 amino acids)
Source: RefSeq, a predicted model, not a curated record